This is a messenger RNA of Daucus carota subsp. sativus, 1732 nucleotides long. RefSeq lists its product as uncharacterized. Bases 216 to 1511 code for a protein of 431 amino acids. Gene Ontology annotation, molecular function: tRNA dihydrouridine synthase activity. NCBI's taxonomy places the organism in Eukaryota, Viridiplantae, Streptophyta, Magnoliopsida, Apiales, Apiaceae. The transcript has 13 exons. The record is from RefSeq and is a predicted model, not a curated record. Gene Ontology annotation, biological process: tRNA dihydrouridine synthesis.
GUAUAGAAAUCAGAGGGUUGGAGGGAGUAAUAUAAGACUGGUCUGGUAUGUAAUAAAAUAAAGCUGAAACCAAAGAGCACGAGUGAGGCAGAGCCGAACGCUACAAAAGAGUAAUCAUUAAAGCAAGUCUGCCAAGUGAACACGCACAAAAAUGCUCUGAAAUUCACAGCUCCGCAUCUCUACGGCAAAGAGUAAACCAAAAAAUAUACUACUGUAUGAUGAGAGGAAUGGCAUCUGCAGGGCAGAUUUUGUCUGUUUCUUAUACUCCUGUUUACUCUGUUAUCCUCGGGAAAAGGGGGAGAUUGUCGCAAAAUUCUAUUUGUAGAAGUAGAUCACAGAGACUAUGUACUCACUUUCGGAAGCGUAAUUUACAUACAGUACCUGUUCAGCAGCAUCUUUCUCCUUUGUUCAGUGUUGCUCCAAUGAUGGAUUGGACGGAUAAUCAUUACAGGACUUUGGCUCGUCUCAUUUCAAAACAUGCAUGGCUUUAUACAGAAAUGGUUGCUGCGGAAACAAUAGUACACCAGACUGAAAAUUUGGACAGGUUUUUGGCAUAUACACCAGAGCAACAUCCAAUAGUGCUUCAAAUUGGAGGAAAUAAGCUGGAUAGACUGGCAAGAGCAACAGAACUUGCAAAUCCUUAUGGAUAUGAUGAAAUUAAUCUGAAUUGCGGAUGCCCUAGCUCUAAGGUAGCUGGUCAUGGAUGUUUUGGUGUCAGUCUAAUGCUUGAGCCAAAGUUGGUUGCUGAGGCCAUGUCAGUGAUCGCUGCUAACUGUGAUGUUCCUGUGAGUGUCAAAUGUCGAAUUGGUGUUGAUAAUCAUGAUUCAUAUAAUGAGCUCUGUGACUUUAUUUCUGAAGUGUCUGCAAAAUCACCAACUAAGCAUUUCAUCAUACACUCUCGAAAGGCAUUGCUGAAUGGAAUCAGUCCUGCUGAUAACAGAAAAAUUCCACCCCUAAAAUAUGAGUUCUACUAUGCCCUAUUGCGCGAUUUUCCGGACUUAAUGUUCACCAUUAAUGGAGGCAUCAAAAGUAUUGCUGAGGUGAAUGCAGCACGAAGGGAAGGGGCUCAUGGAGUUAUGGUCGGACGUGCAGCCUAUAAUAACCCAUGGCAUGCUUUAGGGCAUGUUGAUACUGCAGUAUAUGGCGCACCUCAUAGGGGUCUUACUCGUCGUAAGGUACUUGAGCAGUACCAGGUAUAUGGUGAUUCAGUCCUUGGUAAACAGGGCAAUAAUAGACCUAAUAUUCGAGAUAUAGUUAAGCCUACACUUGGCCUUUUUCAUUCAGCGCCGGGAAAUGGUUUGUGGAAGCGCAAAGCUGAUGAGGCUUUACGACGCUGCAUGACGGUAAAAUCAUUUUUCGAGGAGACUCUGGAUGCUAUUCCUGACUGGGUUCUGGACGAAACUCUUGGAGAGGCACCUUCAAGCAGUGUGGAGACUUUUGCCAACUCUAAGACUUUGCUACCUCCUCCAUAUACCUAUACAGAGAGUGAACAAAUGGUACUCUGCGCUUAGUUUCUGUGUAGCUUUUAAGCUUUUAGGUAUGUAUAGAGAAGCAGAUCAGUGGUCCUCCACCUGUUAUACUUGUGAAACAAAAUGCAAUGGCAUGUAGUAAUACUCCAUUGGAUUUCAUUGUAUUCUGGACUCCAAUAUUAAUGAAGACUAACUCUGUUAGAAGAUUAGGCGAAGUAUAUAAAAGGAUUUACAACAAUUCAUUGUGGAGACAGGUUCACUCA